AUGGACGACACAAGCUUUCUCCUGGAUUGGCCGCGCGGGAAUGUCACCUUCGCGUUCGAGGAUUUUGGCGGCGAACAGACGAGCGUCCAAGGCCUCGAUCGAGAUGUCCUAAGCAUGCGCUCCGCUCUCCUCGGCAUGGCACCUGAGGACGACGCUGCGGGAAAGGCCUCGCUCACCCUGAGCGUUGCGUCUCACGCGGCUGGUGUUGCGCUCGUCCGCUUCCUCUACCUUGGCAACUACACCAUUGAUGGCCCAGACGAGUUUCACGACCCUCAAUUCCUCAUCCACGCUCAGGUCCUCCACCUUGCUGAUGCCAUCAGCUGCCCGGAACUAGCCAAGCUCGCCAUGGGCCAGCUAAACUACAAUGCUGAACUGGCUGUGAGCUUCCCCGCCUCGCCUGCGGAUCUGGUACAGACUCUCAUCUUCGUCUACACCCACCUCCCCCACCUGCCGGAGGCUCUCAGCACGAUGCUCAACUACUGCGUCGCUUCUUUCACGACCCACAAGCUGAGCGAGGACGCCGACUUCAAGCGCCUUGCUGGGACCCACGAAUCCCUUCUCUCAGACCUGUCCAAAGUCAACGCCGAGCGCGGCUUUGAGAAUCUCGACAUCCCAAAGAUGGUUGGUCCAACGCGCCCUGGUGUUGUAGACGUCGACAUCGCGAACCUAUUCGCCGGUCAUGCUGUUGACCAGGAGCCGGCUCGCUCGCGCCAGAAUUCGUCGUCUUCGAUCGACCACGCUCUGGAGUGUGGAAUGGAGAUCCGCAAUCUGCCCAUCCGUGUCAGGGAAGAGCACGACGGAGCCGAGCCGGGCAGCCCGGCUACCGAGGAUGGGUUUGUUCUCGUCGACAACCCUGCGGUUGAGAAGCCUGCGAUUGACGAGUCCGACUCGGAAUGGUCUGUUAUCUAG
Molecule: messenger RNA, 909 nt
Organism: Lasiodiplodia theobromae
Lineage: Eukaryota; Fungi; Ascomycota; Dothideomycetes; Botryosphaeriales; Botryosphaeriaceae
Product: Self-incompatibility ribonuclease
Exons: 2
Coding region: 1-909 (302 amino acids)
Source: RefSeq, a predicted model, not a curated record